Messenger RNA from Salvia splendens (bonfire salvia), 874 nucleotides. Its product is annotated as thylakoid lumenal 17.9 kDa protein, chloroplastic. Lineage: Eukaryota; Viridiplantae; Streptophyta; Magnoliopsida; Lamiales; Lamiaceae. Gene Ontology annotation, cellular component: chloroplast thylakoid lumen. Bases 48 to 749 code for a protein of 233 amino acids. The record is from RefSeq and is a predicted model, not a curated record. The transcript has 4 exons.
CAUUUCAUGCUUUCUUGUUUAAUCAUUUUCUGGGGAGUGAGUGAGAGAUGAUGAUAAUGGGUCACCUUCUCCAUCACAUUUCCCCUGCGUUUCCCAAUUCAAAACCCACCCCUAAAUUUUCCUGUAAAUUUAGCGUCGAUUGCAUCAACAAUAUCGAUAAAUAUUCUACUAAACCCCCAAUUAGUUGGUCUACUAACCUAAUCUCCGUUGCAAUUGCUGUGGCCCUUGUUGCUCCACUUCCAUCUUCUGCAAUCCCAUUUACCCCUUUCAAUCCCAAAUCUUCUUCAACAACCACUCCUUUUUCACAGGCACAGAAUCUUCCCACUGGGUUGGAAAACGGAAAAAUUAGACCUUGUCCUGCAAUAAAUCCAGGGUGUAUAUCAAGUAAUCCCAAGUCAUCGAAUUUUUCGUUUCCAUGGAAAAUCGAGGGCUACUCUUCGAGCGGUGCUGCCAUUCAGCAACUGCAAGAUGCAAUCCUAAAAACUCAGAAGAAUGCCAAGAUCCAGCUUGUUGAAGAUACACCUACCGGGAUGUAUCUGCAGGCUGAGGUGGAUGGAGGAUUUGGUCGUGACGUUGUGGAGUUUCUGGUGAACGGAGACGUGGUUUCUUAUAGAGCUAUGGCGACCAAGGUAACAUACGUAUACCCCUUCACCACAGCCUUGGGGGACUCGAAAGGGCAGGAAGAGAGACUGCAGCAGAUCGUCAACGAAUUAGGCUGGUAUGCACCAAGGUUUGAUUUGAUGGACUAGAUGUAUGAGUAGAUAGUGUUGCAAUCAUGCUCCAAAAUGUCUAGUGAUGACAUUUUCACAGGCAAUAUGGAUUUGUAAUCAUAAACUGGAAUUUUUGUAUUGUUUGAAGAAAAACUCAUUGAUCA